Amphiprion ocellaris (clown anemonefish) is the source of this 3562-nucleotide messenger RNA. RefSeq names its product methylenetetrahydrofolate dehydrogenase (NADP+ dependent) 1a, methenyltetrahydrofolate cyclohydrolase, formyltetrahydrofolate synthetase (gene mthfd1a). Gene Ontology annotation, molecular function: methylenetetrahydrofolate dehydrogenase (NADP+) activity; methenyltetrahydrofolate cyclohydrolase activity. The transcript has 12 exons. Gene Ontology annotation, biological process: tetrahydrofolate interconversion. The coding region runs from base 114 to 1082 and encodes 322 amino acids. The record is from RefSeq and is a predicted model, not a curated record. Gene Ontology annotation, cellular component: cytosol. NCBI's taxonomy places the organism in Eukaryota, Metazoa, Chordata, Actinopteri, Pomacentridae.
UCACAGCAGAUCCUCCAUACCUGGACAGAAAUACCCACAGAGUCAACCACAGGAAUGAAUGACAAACAUCUGCUGCAGCUGUGCGUCACUGCGUUUCUGCUCGACUCUCAGUCAUGUUGUCCUUGGCCCCCCUCUCACUCCGUCUCGUGGCCUCUGGUUGCCAAGGAAGCAGGCGAUCAGUAGCAACCGUCGUCUCCGGCAACAAGACAUCCAAGUUGGUGAGGGAUAGACUGAGGAUGGAGGUGGAGAAGAUGAGGGGUCAGUUCUCAGGGUUCAGGCCCAGUCUGGUCGUGUUACAGGUGGGAGACAGAGAUGACUCCAACCUGUACAUCAGCACCAAAUUGAAGGCUGCAGCUGAGAUUGGGAUCGAUGCCAAACACGUGCGGCUGCCGAACACAGCAACGCAGGACGAGGUCCUGCAGAGCAUCAUGUCUGUCAACGAGAACGUGUCGGUCCACGGUCUGAUCGUCCAGCUCCCUCUGGACUCCGUCAACCGCAUCGACACCGAGCUCAUCACCAACGCUGUCAGUCCAGAGAAAGACGUGGACGGUCUGAGUUGUAUUAAUGCAGGGAAGUUGUCUCGAGGUGAUCUGAACGACUGCUUCAUCCCCUGCACCCCCAACGGCUGCAUGGAGCUCAUCAGACAGACAGGUGUGUCAGUGGCGGGGAAACAUGCGGUCGUCAUCGGUCGCAGUAAAAUCGUUGGCGCUCCGAUGCACGACCUGCUGCUGUGGAACCACGCUACCGUGACCACCUGCCACUCAAAGACAUCAGACCUACCUGAGCAGGUGGGUCGGGCUGAAAUCCUGGUGGUGGGGGCCGGCAGAGCAGAGAUGGUGAGAGGAGAGUGGGUGAAGGAGGGAGCUGUGGUCAUCGACUGUGGAAUCAACUACAUCGCAGAUGAGACGAAGGCGAGCGGGAAGCGGGUGGUUGGAGACGUCCACUACUCCUCAGCCAAAGAGAGAGCUGGAUUCAUCACACCUGUUCCAGGAGGGGUGGGACCCAUGACAGUGGCCAUGCUCAUGGAGAACACGGUGCAGAGCGCUCAGCGUUUCCUCCUGAAGAGUCAGUCGGGCAGGUGAAACACCGGCACUGACAGGCAGACAGGUGUGUUCAGGUGACCAGGAGGAAUCGGUGAUGGAAGACAUGUACAUGACAUCUUCAGAUUUGAACAAAUACCGUUUCAGAGGCUGAUUGUUGCCAGUUCUCUGUUCCACAGCUUCAUUGACCUCCUUUUGUUUUCUGCUUCUUUGUUUCACAUUCUCUUUUAUAUAAUUGAUUUUUUAAUCAGUGUUUUUCUGCUUCUGCUCUGACCUCUUUCAGUCAUUUUCUCGUGUUCUUCAAUUUAAUUGAUUAAUUUAUUGAGUGUAAAAUCUGAUUAUUCACAUUAACCUGCACAGAAUACUUACAUGAUUUAAACUAGAAGACAUGAAGUGUAGACUUAUCUAGCUUUCCUUUCAAACAAAAUAUCGACAUCAUAUCUUUACUAUUGUCACUUUUAAAUGCACGUUUGAGUUUCCAUUCUGCUGUGUUUACUGAAACCCUUAGUGCUUUUCUGCUUUUUCAUGUUUCCUUUCAAAAUGAUCAACUGUGAAAAAUUUGAGGCUGUCCUCUGUAAAAGGCAGUCAGGUAACUUAGUUAUGGAGUCACAAAGAUGGUGCUAGGAGGAGGUUGGGGUGGAUGGUUGGGUCAACCAACUAUGAUGACAUACAGUACUGAAGCCAAACCUGAACUGUCCCUAAAGGCCUCUACACACUGUGCGAUUCUAGCAAUCUCAUAAGUUCACAGCUUGCUACACUGUACGACACGAAUCUAAAAGUCUUUGGGCAUGAAGUUUGAUCUGUGCAGAUUGCACGAUGAAAAUACAAGCUAAAACACAGUCUACGAUGUACCUGAGUUGACAUGAAUGAGGAAGAAUAAGUCAUAAGCAUGCACCGUCCAUUCAUGAAAAAUAAAUAACUGAAGCAAAACAUAGAGGGUCACAUUAUUUAUUAUCUAGCUUAAGUGCUGUGGCCACUAUUUACGGCAGGGUGUAUGUGUGUGUGUGUGUGUGUGUGUGUUUGCUAGCCGCUUAUGUUAGGUUACUAACCUGGGAGCUGCAAUUUCGCCACUAUAGCCUUCCAUGCUACGUCCUUUUUUGUCUGGUUGUGGUACGAGCUGGAGGACACGUCAAAAAGGCUUCUGCUGCCACAGCUCCACUAGGCUGUCUUUUUUGUUUAAAUCCCACAUACUUGUUUUGAUGGGUUUUGCCAUUGUCACUGCAAAUCAUUUAUUUGGGUUUAGCGCCAGUACGUCAUUUCAUACCGCAUUUCUGUUGGUUAGUUAGAUGUCGUAGGUCACAGCAGCAGUCACGCUUUGAGACGAUCACCCCGAAUUUCUGAAACUGUCAGAAUUUUAUCGCAGCUUGUCUUUGGUUGCAAAACCAUGAAAACGGCCGUCUUUGAACCUGUCUCAGUGAUACAUAGGACCACCGAUUUAGAGCCAAGACCAAAGACAUUGCCACGAUUUCUCAUGAUUGCUAUCUUCUUACCUCUGGGGGUUCAGGCAUGUGGGUUCUGAAAAGCACCUUGAGACAAUUUGACCUGUAAUUGGCGCUAUAUAAAUAAGAUUGAAUUGAAUUGAAUGUUUUGACUGGGACGGCCGAAAAUCACACAGUGUGUAGUGGCCUUAAGGCUGGAUUUAGACCACACACUGCAGGAUUUGAAAAAUGAUGACACAUCACACACUACAGGAUGUUAUUAAAAUUGUCGUGCCAGAGGGAGCAGAAUGGGAGCACUGCCACACGUCAUCUCACAGGGAAACAGAUGUAAACAAAAUGGAGACUGUGAUGCAACAACUUGCUGUAGCACUAAUAACACUUUAGCUCAAAAACAUUCAUCAUGUCUUCUGACUAAUGCAGUAGAUUUGAGUUCUUUUCACCUUAUGUCUGAACAAAAGAAGUCAAAACUACUACUACUAAUGCUUUGCCGAGAGAAAAACAACAAAAGCAAAAAGAUAAAUGUUUGGCAAGAUGUGGUCAACAUGGUUAAUCUAUUCUUCAGUGAAAACUAGGGGUGAAAUUUUAACUCAAUUUUAAUAUCUUUAGAUCAUAUUAGUCUCAAGGAUUAGAUUAUUUAGCGUUGGGUUAGGCUGCUGUGAUAAAAGUAACCACCCUGAUUUUUACUCCUCAAUAUCAAACAUGUUUGAUGUUAUUGAGGUGGCCCCAGUUCAGUUUGGGAAGUUGAAGCCUGUAUCUAUGAACCUUUACCAAAUAAACUGGAUCAGACAAAGAUCCUUUACCAGAUUUCUGUUCAGAACCGAGAUCUCCUGUAGUCUGAGCCAAGUGUAAACGCAACAAACAGUUGAUUUAUAACCAUUUGUGUAGUGCAUGCUGCUGCGAGUUUAACUUUUUCUUUCUUCAGAAUCUAGAAUGAACCAAAGCAAAGCCUCCGUUUCCCUUAAUUUUUAUAUAUAAUAAAACAAAUAAUUAUUUUGCUCGUUUUUAAACUAAUAAAUCUUGUAACGCUACCUUAAUAAAAGCUGAACGAUUUCUGUAUUUCUUAAUAAACAAGUUUAUUUCUCA